AUGGCGCAACAACAGGGUGAUAAUGUUAUGCGGAGAAAGCUUGUGAUCAUCGGAGAUGGCGCGUGCGGGAAAACCAGUUUACUCAGCGUCUUCACACUCGGAUACUUCCCAACUCACUAUGUCCCGACAGUAUUCGAAAACUAUGUAACGGAUUGCCGGGUUGAUGGCCGCUCUGUACAAUUGGCUCUUUGGGAUACAGCUGGACAAGAAGAUUAUGAACGAUUGCGCCCACUGGCAUACUCGAAGGCCCAUGUCCUGCUGAUCGGCUUCGCUGUGGAUACACCAGACACCCUCGAGAACGUGAAACACAAGUGGAUCGAGGAAGCAAAUGAACGGUGUCCCGGUGUACCCAUUAUCCUAGUCGGCCUCAAGAAAGAUCUGCGAGAAGAUCCACUGGCCAUCGAAGAAAUGCGCAAAAAAUCCCUCAAAUUUGUCACAGCCAAAGAAGGCAAUGACACCGGCACCAGCAUUGGAGCCCGCAAAUACCUCGAAUGCUCCUCUUUGACCGGCGAGGGUGUCGACGACGUGUUCGAAGCAGCCACCCGAGCUGCGCUUUUGACCUUUGACAAGCGGAAAAGCUCCUGUUGCGUGGUGCUAUAA
Penicillium pulvis is the source of this 600-nucleotide messenger RNA. RefSeq lists its product as uncharacterized. Bases 1 to 600 code for a protein of 199 amino acids. Gene Ontology annotation, biological process: small GTPase-mediated signal transduction. The transcript has 5 exons. Gene Ontology annotation, molecular function: GTP binding; GTPase activity. NCBI's taxonomy places the organism in Eukaryota, Fungi, Ascomycota, Eurotiomycetes, Eurotiales, Aspergillaceae. The record is from RefSeq and is a predicted model, not a curated record.